Messenger RNA from Necator americanus (New World hookworm), 951 nucleotides. RefSeq lists its product as uncharacterized. The record is from RefSeq and is a predicted model, not a curated record. Gene Ontology annotation, cellular component: protein phosphatase 4 complex; cytoplasm; nucleus. Lineage: Eukaryota; Metazoa; Nematoda; Chromadorea; Rhabditida; Ancylostomatidae. The transcript has 7 exons. Gene Ontology annotation, molecular function: protein phosphatase regulator activity. The coding region runs from base 1 to 951 and encodes 316 amino acids.
AUGAGUCAACGAGCCGAUGAUGAACAGUUGAAGUCUCUUGAUCCAGCAACAGACGGAAAUCCUCAAACAGAAGAGAAACCGCAAAGUCAAGGAUUUGAGGGUUUUUCAUACAAUGAGGAUGUCUUGAAGUUCGAACUACCACCGUUGCCGGAUCCAUUGCCGAAAUGUAAAGCAGCGCUUGAAAAAUUUGUGGUUCCAAAAGAGUCUGACUUGGUAAGACGGUCAUUUAUGCCCCUUCGGACGCAUCCAGAUCCAUUGAUUGAAGCGUAUUUCGAGAAUGUUACGGAAACAGGCAAAUCACGCUUACCAUGGGAACUAGUGCGUCCAGCGUUUUUGUGGAAAAUCAAGUCUUGCAUGGAUGAAAUGGUGCGAUGGCAUCGGCAACGCGAAGGACCUGACUCUGUCGACCUCAGUGAAGGUUCAGAGAAUAAACGGAUGUAUGAUUUCAUACUGGAGAAAGCUGCUAAAUUUGAAGCUGCACCGUUUACAUGGCAAAGGAUUUGUGAGCUGUUGCACUCACCAUCGAGGCACUACCGAAAAGCAGACAAAUACUUCCGAGCACUGGACAAAACUAUUAAUGUUGUCACGACGGUGUCAGAGGAUGGUCGACGAAUGACUGGAAAUCCGCCAUAUUCUUCUGAAACGCCUGAUGUGUACAGCAUUGAACAACUGUUUUUUGGGGAAGAACGUGCUGAUUGCGAUUUUUGGGAUCCAGAUUUCGCCUACAAUGCGGUACGUCUGCACUGUUUCAUGAUGGAAACACAACCAAACUUAGACCAAAUUGACCUAACACUCAACUUAAUAGGCGCUUUGAAGUUAAAGCAGAAAGUAGCCGGAAGUCUAAACACGAAGGAUCAAGUAGAGCCUCUGGAUAUGAGCAGAAAGAGAGCCUACUGCUCGGACGAAGAAAUGCCGAAGAAUGAGGAAUCCGACGAGGAAAUGGAGUUUUAG